Messenger RNA from Adineta steineri, 1950 nucleotides. NCBI's taxonomy places the organism in Eukaryota, Metazoa, Rotifera, Eurotatoria, Adinetida, Adinetidae. The record is from the annotation of a GenBank genome assembly.
AUGUCGAAGAAGUUCAAUAUUCGUGAAUGGGUUCUAUCUGUUAAAUACUGGUCACUUCUAUUCAUUCCUCAUAUAUCUAUCUGGUUGAUUUUUUUAAUCUAUACACUUGUCGGUGCUAGUAUUAUUCAAGAAAUUGAAUCAGAUGACUCACGAUCAACUUCUUCAUCAACAUUAGAAACAACGUCAAUUCCAAUUGUUUCAAUAAAAAAUUUUGAUCGAGAACGAGAACGUCUCUUAUCGAAAAUCAUCGAUAAGAGACAAACAAUUGAUAUACAACAAUAUACUAAAUUUAUUAAUAAACAUGUUCGAGAAUAUGAGGAAGAAAUUAAAAAAACAUAUAAACCAACAACUGUAACAGCACCAUCAAUUAUUACUGAGAAGCCUCCAUUAUAUGAAGAAAAUCUCCGUUGGACUUUUGCCGGUUCAUUAUAUUUUAUCGGAACAACAUUAACGACUAUCGGUUCGAAUGAUUUUACGCCAAUAACAAAAAUGGGAAAGUUAUUUUUAAUGAUUUAUGCUGCUAUUGGUAUUCCAUUAACAUUAGUAUUUCUAUCGGAUUUAAGUCUAUUAAUAACACGUUUAAUAAAAUAUUUAUCAUUAUUAUUGUUACGUGCAUAUUCAACGAAUUAUUUUCUUCAUAUACGUCAAUGGAUGUUAUUUCGUUUUAUUGAAAGACAAUUGAAUAUUUCAAUACCUAUUCAACCUGAUGAAGAUGCUUUAUAUUCACCGAAACCUAAUCAAUCAUUAACAAAUUCUUUUGAUAAUCAUUUUAAUGAAUAUAAUCAAGAUAUGAAUCAUAUACCAUUAAAACAAAGACGUUUAUCACAUCAUCUUCAGAUAAAACAUAUCCGAACUAUGUAUACUAUACUUAUUGAUACAUUAAAAGAUAUAAAUGAUGAUAUUGAUUUAACAAUGCCACAAAUUGUAAUAACACUUUUCAUUUAUAUACUUAUUGGUGCUUGUCUUAUUUCAUCGAAUUCAUUUUUUGAUAGUAUUUAUAUAUGUUUUACAGCUGUAUAUACAAUUAAUUUACGAAGUUAUUAUCGAAGUACAACAAUUAAUCAAGAAUAUAAAAUAAAAUCAAUGUUCAUCUUAUCUAUUUAUUUAUUAUUUGGUUUAGCAAUUGUUUUAGUAUGUGUAAAAGUUGUACAAUUAAGAAUACAAACAACACUUGAAAAUAUAGGAAAAAAAUUACUUCGAGAUCUUGUCGAAUUUCUUCGACAGAUGGGUUUUCAUGAAUUGAGUACAGAUGAUAUAUUAGCUUCAACAGAUUCAAAUUCUUAUUCAUUAUCAGGAACAACAGUAGAAUCUAAUCAAUCUCGACAGUCUCGUUCACUAAAUGCAUCAGAACAAGCAUCAUUUGUUCGUCCAAUUGGCAUUGCUGAACCAUUACGUCGACUUUCUUCUGGUCAUAUUAUUCGAGCAUUGAAAAAAUUUGAAGGUGAUACAAAUACUGAUAAAAGUGUUCAAGUUAAUACAAUAAUUCGAUCUUGUGGUCGUUGUGCUGGUUCAAAUCCAUCAUCAACAGGUUCAGUAGCACCAGUAAGAAAACAUUGUACCAUUACAAGUACGCCAUCAUUAUCUGGCGAGGUCAGUUCUAGUUGUGAAGAUGAUGAUGUUCUACCAUCAUCAUCUUUAGCACCACCGAAUUUAGAUCGACUUCGUCAACGACGUGCAACACUUGUUGCCAAAACAAUUAUUAGUCAAAUGGCUACACAACCACCAACUAUGGCUGUUGAUGAAACAGUCCCAUCAUUAACAUUAUCAAAUGCUCAACGUCAUCGACCAAUAGAUAGUCCACCACCAAUCUCAUUUAAAUGUGCAGUUAAACAAAUGCCAAGUAAUCCUCCACCUGAAUCACCACGUAAACGAGGUGUUACUCAAGAAGAAUUUACAGAAAUAUCCAAACAAAUAUCUUCAUUAUUGACACCCAGCGAUGAUGAGAAUUAA